AUGAAUCUUAACAUUUUCAAGAAGAAAACUUCACCCAAAGAUGCACUGCGGACCAGCAAACGGGAAAUGGCGGUGGCCACAAGAGGCAUUGAACGCGAGAUUGCAUCUUUACAAAUGGAGGAGAAGAAAUUAGUAGCAGAGAUUAAGAAAACAGCUAAAACUGGAAAUGAGGCUGCCACCAGAAUUUUAGCUCGUCAACUAGUUCGUUUGCGGCAGCAAAUAACGAAUUUGCAAGGAAGUCGUGCCCAGAUCAGAGGCGUGACAACUCAUACACAGGCCUUGUAUGCCAGCACUUCAAUUUCAACGGGAAUGAAAGGUGCAACCAAAGCAAUGUCUGCCAUGAACAAGCAAAUGGCACCUGUGAAACAAGCUAAAGUGAUCAAAGAAUUCCAAAAACAGUCAGCACAGAUGGACAUGACGAUUGAAAUGAUGUCGGAAGCUAUUGACGAGACCUUGGACAAAGAUGAGGCUGAAGAAGAAACAGAAGAACUUACUAAUCAGGUGCUCGAUGAGAUAGGCGUUGACAUUGCAUCACAGUUAUCUUCAGCACCGAAAGGUCGGAUUGCAUCAAAGAAAGUUGAAAAUAAUGUUGUCCCUAGUUCUGCAUCUGCUGAUGUUGAGGACCUCGAAAAGAGGUUGGCAUCUCUUCGACGAAUAUGA
Molecule: messenger RNA, 660 nt
Organism: Fraxinus pennsylvanica
Lineage: Eukaryota; Viridiplantae; Streptophyta; Magnoliopsida; Lamiales; Oleaceae
Source: the annotation of a GenBank genome assembly